AUGAUGAAUAAUGAACCAGACAGCCCUCCAGCUAAUACGAAUUCGUUAAGUUCGCUUGAUUUUUGGGAUUAUUCUAUUGAGUUAGAAUGUUUGGAGGGAAACCAAGAUCUCCAAUUGGCAGCAGAAUUGGGAAAAACUUUGCUUGAACGAAAUAAAGAAUUGGAAACGACUUUAAAACAACAUCAAAAUGUUAUCGACGAUCAAGCUCAAGAAAUUGAGUAUCUCACGAAACAGACAGUUGCUCUACGAGAAGUCAACGAUUCCAGAUUUCGGAUCUACGAACAACUCGAAGUUAGCAUCCACGACUUGGAAAGAGCGAACCAUAGACUAGUACUCGAAAAUGCUGCCGAGAAGAAGAUAAUAAAAAAUUUAAAUGUAACUAUAGACGGUCUUGAAACAAAAGUUGAAGAACUGCAAUCGACCAUUGACGAUUUAACGAUGCAAUUGGAUUUGCUUAAGAGAAAAUCGCAGAGAACUUUUGAAGUUUCGACCCCAUCUAACUACAAGGAAUUGGUUGUUAGUCCAGAUUCUUCUGCAAUUAUUGACGAGGAAUGCAACGUAAAAAGAAUCGAACUUCAAUAUCCAUCUUCAACCGAACCGAAAUCAUCCUCCGAAUCGAAAGCCGACGUAACGCCCCAAACGAUCGACGAAUUGGACGCAGAAGGCGAUAUGGAACAAGUCACGCAACUCCUUUCGCAGCUCAGCAAAAUGAGGUCGCAGUGCACUAGAGACGAAAGGAGGAUAACGGAAUUGGAAGAACAACUAUCAACGCUGGUGCAGCAAAAUCAAUCACUCGAAAAUCAAGUCAUCCAGCUAUCGCAUAAAGGAGAUGAUCUGAACAUGAAGAGCAUGCAUGAGGAACUUACGUCUUUAGAGGAAGUUAGACAAGGACUGAUGUGUAGCAGAUGUCUAAGAAGCGUUGUCCAAAACGAUGACGAAAUUCCAGAACAUGACGAUUCUAGUAUACUAGAUGACCCUAUGGAACUUCAAUUCCAUUCAUCUUUUUCCAUGGACGUACAGGACAAUCGCCUGGAGGAAAUUCUCCGAAAGGACUUGUCCAUAUUAUGGAUCUCCCCCACCAUGAACCUCGUUACUCUGUUAUUCGACUUGUGCCUUUACUUGAAGGACUCCUACCUAGUACCUCUUCUUUCCAAACCACUGAAAAUCCCUUUUAUCCUCUUCCAUUAUUGCCUGAAGCAUAAGUUACAGUAG
Messenger RNA from Psylliodes chrysocephalus, 1212 nucleotides. Lineage: Eukaryota; Metazoa; Arthropoda; Insecta; Coleoptera; Chrysomelidae. The record is from the annotation of a GenBank genome assembly.